GAGUGCAGCACCAUAUCAUACAAGUACAAGAGAGGCCCACAUGUCAAAAAGGAUCGCCGCGAACCUAGAGCCCCGAGACUGCCCUACAUAUUCACCAUCCACUUGCUCCAAGAGGAGAGAGAGCCUAGGCGUUAUUUACGGCAGCCUACCAGGUACCGGUGCUGUAGGUUCCCCCUGCAUCGUCGAAGUUCCUCGAGUGCUCGAGCACAUUUGGACCCCUGAUGCCCCUUGAACUCUCGCUCCGAAAAUAAAUAAAUGAGAGAUACAAACUCGACCGUGUAUCAUACGAGUACUGGUACUUGUACCUGUACCUAAAUUUAUAUGAUACCCGAGUACCAACCUGCAACUGCCCGAAUACCCACAAUCAACAUUGCGCUCCAUUGUAAAGACUCUUUUUUUUUCUUCUUCUUCGGAACAUCCCGCUCCUUCCGGUGUCAUUUUCACUUCUUUCCCCUUUUCGGGCACAAGAACCCCUUACUGCGGCCUGCAGUCCUGUGUUACCGCUCAACACCAUUACCGGUACUCGAGUACUCGAGUACGGUUCGGGAGCACGCGGGGAAUUCAUAAAUUCGGCGAACCCCUGACACCAAGAACUGCUAACCUUGCAGACAUUCGCUCCAAACCCUUGCGCAUCUACCAAUCUCACGGCGUUUAUUGUACGGCAUUCCAUCUUGUUCCUUUUUUGGAGCGUUUCCUCGGCGCGUUUGCGCCUCUGCCGGCACUGUCCUGUACCGUACUCGUACAGACCAAAAGGGCAGAUUGUCGUACGGGAGGAAAAACGAUUGGGGAAGGAAAAAAAAAGAGUCGGUCUUCUGACUUGGCCACCUUCCGUCAUCUCCAAGGGCAUAGCCAUCUCGGUCGCAACGAUCAAUCUGACUCAAACAAAUCUCCAUGAAUUCUCGAUGGAAGCGAAGGAAAAUAACAGCUCAAGAAGAUCCCCAGCGGCAAGCAAUAAGGCAGAACGACGGAGAAGCCCCGCUGAUGGCCGUCAAGGGAUCAAGGGUGACGAUAGGGAUACCAAUGCGAACGAACGGGGAUCCGAGAGCCCCAACACCCCAAAGCUAUACCAUACUUUGACCGCUUGCACCCGGUGCAGGAGUGUAAGGGCCUACCGCUAUUUGUUUGUUGUACUUGAAGUCGGUUUUCUCACUAUUGUUCGCAGCGAAAAACUCGCUGUGAUGCAGGCCUGCCGAAAUGCGGACCAUGUGAGCGGAGUGGCGCGCACUGCGAAUUCUUUGAUUCGACGAAGCAGAAAACGAUCCCAAGAAGUUAUGUCGUCCAUCUGCAAAAUAAGGUCCAAGACUUGGAGGAGCAGAUAAGGGUCAGGGAGGCCCUUUUAGUUGAAACCGACGCUCCAAACAGUGAGGAACUCGUCAGGGGAGUCGGCCUGGUAAACUUUGCCGACUACGAGCAUUACAAAGAGCCACGAUAUGUGGGCUCCUCGAGUGGAGUUACUGUGACCCGCUUAGUCCUAGAGGCCGCGAAGAAGAACCUAGAUCCUCAGGCUUUUAACGACUUGACUACCCAACAUCGAAACACUUUUCGACAUGCGCUGCGAACCAACCCGGACCCGGGCGAUCCACAAGCGAAUCUCAGCUCUCUGCCGGCUUCUAGACUCCCCAAUCGUGAGAUCACUGAUAAACUAGUCGAGCUGUUUUGCGCAAGAGGUCCGUCCCGGUCAUCGCCCAAAACCCGCUGUGAGUCUGACUGAUAGUUUAAACCUAGCACUAUAUCAACUCCCCGUGCUCCAUGAGCCCACGUUUGUCCAAGAUGUAGCCGACGUAUAUGCGGGCUCUGAGGAUCCCUUCAAAAAUUUCCAACUGAAGAUGGUGCUAGCGAUUAGUAUGCAGAAGCUGUCGAAGCACUAUGCUGGUCUUGCUGAUAGCUAUUUCCUCGCUGGCUUGCAGCACAUGGAGGAUGUCCUGGAGGCCAUGGAUCACAGGACACUCCAGUGCUUGCUUGUGAUGGCACAAUAUGCUCUAGUAACCCCCACCCGCAUGGCUGUAGGUAGCCCCCGACACCCCCCCCCCCUUGUGGCCCCAUAUCUGACCAUCGUGGGCAGGUCUAUCACAUAGUUGGAAUUGCGGUCCGACUAUGCAUACAACUUGGGUACCAUCAGGAGCGGACAAUCAUGCUCAGUUCUGCUCCCCUCGAUCCGAUAAUUAAAGACAUGAGAAGAAGGUGGUUUUGGACGUCUGCUUCCAUGGAGUAUGUGAUGCUUGUUAUGAUUCCGCUUUCUCAUUUUUUUUUUUCUUCUUCGAAGCCUCACCGUUCCCAGCCAUCGUGAGGGUGUCACAAACUGACUGAUCGGUAGAUAUGGACUUUCACAUGUAUUAGGCCGGCCGUCAGCAUUUGCAACGGCAGACGCCUUUGUGGACGUUGGAUUUUACGCACCAGUUGAUGACGUAUUCAUAACGGCCGGCGGGAUUCUGCCAGGUCCUAUUUCUGUUAAAAAACUGAUAUCCAUGCAUUUCUUCCGCAUGAGGAGGUUGCAGGCCGAGAUUCGACAAACAUUAUAUCAAAACCCAAGGGAGCACCCGAAAAAUAACAGUAACCCUUGGUUCGCCCAAAUUCAUGCGAAACUUGACAACUGGAGAGCCUCUUGUCCUGCAGAUGAGCUCGGUGGCACUAUGAAUCCAGACUGGUAAGUCUCCUUUGAUCUACUUUUGAUAUCUAUACUAACAUUAGUACGUAGGUUUGAUCAUAGGUAGGUUAGUAAAUCAAUAUGAUAAGAUCCUAUCCUCACUAACCGCGCCACAGGUACCACCUUAUGAUCAUCUUCACUUAUCGACCAAGCCCUCAGAUACCUCAGCCAUCGGCAGAAGCAGUCUUGCACUGUUAUAAUUCCGCUAUAAAAGGAAUUCAUCUCCAAAAGAAAAUGUUUGAAGAAAAGUCAAUUGACUUCACCUGGGUCUACCUUCAUCAGAUCUACACUGCGACCAUCACCCUAAUCUGGACCCUGUAUAACGACCAAAUUCGUGAAAUCCAUCAUCGAGAGGAAGUGGAGCGUAAUCUGGAGAUCAGUCUUUCCUUGUUAACCGUCCUCGCAGAGCGCUGGCCAGGCACAGAAGCAGCGGCAGACCUAUUUGACAGGUUAGGUCAGGCGGCCUUGCAGAGCUACUCCGCGAAUAGUAGACGCUCUACUCAGACUCCUUCUAUCAAGUCGCGUGACUCCCACACCGGAUCCCCGCCAGCAACAAGGGCUAGUUUCUCCCCCCAUAGCCAUUCCUCCCCAUACACGUAUGAAAGUUCGUCCGGCUCACAAUCGGUGGAGGGAACGACACCUAGUCCUGGAACAACUGGAACAGCCGCUUCUCAUGGUGCCUCAUACUCCACUGGAACUCAUUCUACCGAUUACGGGAAUGAGCAGGGCCAUAGUCCUCCAGGGCCAGAGGUGCCCGAAGUCGCAGAUUUCCCGAGAAUAUUCGAUCCUGCUUCAAUGUGUAAUGUUUUCCCAACAAAUAGCAUUCCAGGGCUCUUGGGCGGCUGGGACCCCGCAGACCCUUUUGUUCCCGGCACGGCCAAUACCCAAAAUAUCAAAACAUUGGGGACUAUGGGUGGACGGCCUAUCGGUAUCGAUGCUGCAAAUGUGCUCAAUCAACAACAGCAGCAGGAUGAGCUAUUGAAUAUCCUCCAGGACGAAUCAUUACAGCGAUUUGACGUAACGAGGCAAUGGGUUCCUGAUUACGAGAGCCCACAGUUUUAUUGAUCGUUUGGUAGAGAUUGGUGGUGUCUCUGCCUCUGAUUUCCACUGCGGUUUUCAUUGAUAUCCCCCAUUUUCCCCAUCUCUUGCGCAAACGGCAGAAUGGAUGAUGGGAUUUCGAUACGACUUAUGUAUUUCCUUAACUCUCUGGUUAUUAGGUUGUUAGUUUCUUUAAAAAUUAUCGAAUUUAUUAAAACGAAAGGAAAACGUUUACCUUAACUGC
This is a messenger RNA of Tuber aestivum (summer truffle), 3926 nucleotides long. NCBI's taxonomy places the organism in Eukaryota, Fungi, Ascomycota, Pezizomycetes, Pezizales, Tuberaceae. The record is from the annotation of a GenBank genome assembly.